Panicum virgatum (switchgrass) is the source of this 704-nucleotide messenger RNA. RefSeq names its product translation initiation factor IF-2-like. The record is from RefSeq and is a predicted model, not a curated record. NCBI's taxonomy places the organism in Eukaryota, Viridiplantae, Streptophyta, Magnoliopsida, Poales, Poaceae. Bases 13 to 696 code for a protein of 227 amino acids. The transcript has 2 exons. Gene Ontology annotation, molecular function: zinc ion binding.
GAGAAGGACAAGAUGAAGUUUACAGUCAAUUUAGCUCAGAGAACAUGUAGUUGCAGGUAUUGGCAACUUUCAGGACUUCCAUGUUGCCAUGCAAUCAGUGCUAUCUACAAGUCCUCAAAAAAUUUGGACGACUUUAUAAAUCCAUGUUACUCAAUCACAGAGUACUUGAAAACCUACCAGUUCUGUUUGCAACCUGUAGAAGGCCAGGAGAGUUGGCCAGUUUCUAAAAUGCCAAGGCCAUAUCCUCCUGCUUAUGUAAAGAUGCCUGGAAGAAAGAAGACCAAGAGAACAAGGGAGGUAGGUGAGAAGCCUGCUGGAACAAAGAUAAGCAAGGUUGGAGUCAAGAUGGCAUGCAGCCUUUGCAAGAAAACAACUCACAACAUUAGAAAAUGCCCUUACAACAAGCAAGCAGGCAAGAGGAAAAAUGCACACAUCAAAAGAGAUGCUAAGAGGCAGAGAAAGCAAAAUGAGGCUGCAACAUCUACUCCUGGCCCAAGUGUACAACCUCAGGGACAGCCAAGGCCUGCACCGAGAGCAGCACCGGCUCAUCAAGCGCCGAGAGCAGCACCAGUUCAUCAAGCCCCGAGAGCAGCACCAGUUCAUCAAUCCCCGGCAGCACCGGUUCAUCAAGCCAUGAAAAGCAUCCCGCGUAGGAGUGGAGGCCUUCAGUACCUGUUGUUUGGUGAUAACUACUGAAUGUGCAA